AAGUGUCACUGAUUCCAAAUAAAACUUGGUCAGCUAGUUCAGAAGAUGGUUUAAUUGGAUGUAGCAUUCGAUAUUGUUCUUUUGAGGUUCCUUCAACUGAUUAUGUUAUCGGAACACCACAUGCAGCAUUGAGUAGCGAAAAUGAUUUUUAUGAAUUGAUUGAAGCAUAUUUAGGAAAACCACUUCGUCUUUACGUUUAUAAUGCUGAUUUUGACGUUUGUCGAGAGGUUAUCAUUGUUCCUAAUCACGAAUGGGGUGGUGAAGGUUCUUUGGGGUGUGGCGUAGGUUACGGAAUCCCAAAAACAAAUAAAUUUAAAUCACGCGAACAAAAUUUUGAACUAUCAUGGAACUCUUCUUCACAUCCUCUUCUUCAUCCUUCGUCUGAACAGCCUUCAAGUACGUUUGCUUCUGCUUUCAACCUUGAUGAUACAGCUUCUGAUAAUGAAAAACACACAUAUUCAAACCAUCCUGACUACUCAGCUCCUGCUGAGAUAGUUAAAGAAGAAAUUAAGAAUCAAAAUGAUAGUUAUGAUGAACAAAUAAUAAACGAUGAUCAAGUUUCAAUUAAAUCGGAAAAUAGAUCAAUUUCGAAUGGUGAUGAGAGUGAGAGUAUAGUCAUUGUUGAAAAGGAAAAUUAA
This is a messenger RNA of Dentiscutata heterogama, 638 nucleotides long. Lineage: Eukaryota; Fungi; Glomeromycota; Glomeromycetes; Diversisporales; Gigasporaceae. The record is from the annotation of a GenBank genome assembly.